AUGGCAACCACCACUGGCGUUUUGUACACGAUUGUGGCGACCUUAACAAGCUCAGAGCCAAGUUUCCGUCAACGAAACAACGCAUUUCGUGAUGUUUUGGUGGAAAGGAUUGGUGUUAGAGGUCACACAACUGGAACUCUUGAAGAGUAUAAAAGACCCCGAGGUCCUCUCAUUCUUCGAUUAUUAAUCCACGACAGAUACAAGAUGUUCAAGCUUAUCGUCUGUGCCUUAUUUGUAGCAGCCGCCUUUGGUAAACCCCUCGAUGACAAUCUUUCGAAAAGAGAAAGCAUUGGACAUCAACUCAAAGAACAGCUUAAGAAUGUCGCUGUCUCCUCCCUCACCACUUCCGUUAGUGGUGUUCUUGACAAAGCUCUUGGAGCUUUAACCAGCAAAGCUAUCGGUGGAAUCACCAAUCUUUUGGGACAUAUCCAUCUCGGCAAAAGAGGUAUCUUCGGUGACUUUUUACACGGUGAUCUCGUCAAGAAUGUAGAAAACUUCAUCCACAAGGAAAAAGAAUUGUUGAAUGAACUUUUACAUCACCACCAAACCAGAAAUAUCCUCGGUGACUUUUUACACGGUGAUCUCGUCAAGAACGUAGAAAACUUCAUCCACAAAGAAAAGGAAUUGUUGAAUGAACUUUUACACCACCAUCAAACCAGAAGUAUCUUCGGUGACUUGUUGAAAACCGACAUCGUCCAAAACGUUAAGGACUUCAUCCACAAGGAAAAAGAAUUGUUGAAUGAACUUUUACAUCAUCACCAAACCAAAAGAAACAUCCUUGGAGACCUUUUCAGUGGAGAACUGGUUAAGAACGUAGAAAACUUCAUCCACAAGGAACAAGAAUUGUUGGGCCAAUUUUUACACCACAAACAAACCAGAAAUAUCUUUGGUGACAUCUUAAAAACCGACAUCGUCCAGAACGUAAAAGACUUCAUCCACAAGGAAAAAGAAUUAUUGAAUGAACUUUUACAUCACCACCAAACAACCAGAAGUACCGGAAGUGAAUUGAGAGAAGCUCUUAAAGGCGCCCUUGUUAGCUCUGCUACUGGAGCCAUCAACACCGUUGUUAACACUGCUAUCUCAGGCUUAACCAGUGCUUUGACCAGUGGUCUCACCAACGUCUUGGGACACAUUCACUUGGGAAAGAGAGAUUUGGCCUUUGCCAAGGACAUCGCUGAAUUCGAACACAAUUUGAAAAAUGAUUUGUUUGGAAAAGUUCAUUCCCUGAUCGAAAAGGAAAAACAACACAUCAUCGAUGAAGUUUUACACCAUCACCACAUUGCCCGAAGAAACAUCUUCGGAGAUAUUGGUAAAAUGAUCGGCGGUGAACUCAAACACAUUGGUGAAGGUGCUUUGGGAAGUCUUGGACAACUCGCUACAAGCAAACUUGAUGGACUCAUCUCCAAACUUGGAAGACGUGAAGCUGAAGAUUUAAGCACUGUCUUCGGUGGUGUUGCUGAUAAAUUUAGCACUGCUAUCACUGAUGCUUUAGGAGAAUUACCACAAAUCAUUGCCCAAGAAUUAGGUCCAUUAAUCGCUCAAUUCACUGGAUCCCAAUAAGAUGGAACAGAAAAUAGUGAAAAAUUAAAUAAAAAACAUAAAAAUAUU
Messenger RNA from Lottia gigantea (owl limpet), 1608 nucleotides. RefSeq lists its product as hypothetical. The transcript has 22 exons. The record is from RefSeq and is a predicted model, not a curated record. Lineage: Eukaryota; Metazoa; Mollusca; Gastropoda; Lottiidae. Bases 1 to 1560 code for a protein of 519 amino acids.